UGAAAGCAUGAACUUAAACAAUCAACAAGCAAGAGAAGCAAAAGGUUAUCGCAAUGUCCGGUAUACGAAAUUCUCCCACUAGUCCACGAUUUCCACAACCUAAAAUGGAUCAUCAGCAUCACAAUUGGGAUGAUACAACCCCAACAACAAUGGCCGUUCCCAGUCUCUCACAUAAUCCAACAACAGUAGCAACAGCUUCCAUGAUAAAGUUACCCACCCGCACAACCUCAUCAACGUCACCAUACAAAUGCCCCAAAUCACCAAGAAGCUUUCACAUACCAGCAGCUAAUGUUUACGACUCUUCAUCUCCGUUACCGCCACGUAGUCCAUCAAUACGCAGCACGUACAGUAGUCAUAGCAAUUACUCUGACCCAUCGAUUGUGAGCCGAAACCGCUAUGAUAAUUCACCGCGAAGUCCUAAAAUCACAACUACGUAUGCGAAUGAUAGCUGCGACGAUGCUUCAUCCACACCUUCCUACUACCAGACACCUACAGGCUUCUCAUCAAAUGAAAAUUCACUUGAUUCUCCUGCUUGCAGUUUUCUAAGUGGACAUACGCCAUCACCGCCUCGUCGCAGUCCAAAAUCUCCGCGUAAAUUUGUAUUUGAUGCGAUCAGUCCGAUUAUGGAUCAAUCUUGCAAAAAACUUGAAUAUGAGUACUAUGAUCCAAUAUCACCAGAUGACGAGCUAGCAUGUGCAAGUAACUAUUAUGAGACUCCCGUCUCACCCAGGCGACAAAACUCAAAAAAAUUAAUACGAUCUGAUGCACACGAUAAGCUUUCACGAGGUUAUGCUGCAAUUGAAAUGGCAGGAAGUCUUAAACGAAAUGAAUGGGAAUUUCCAUUUGGUUCACACAUUGACGAACAUUGUUUGAGUAGUGGCAGUUUCUACAUGAAACGAGACUCUUGCGUUACUGAAAGCACGCAAUUGUCGGUGGAGUCCAAUGAUACAACUAAUAGCACCGUUGCAACAACUACAACAUCAUUUAGCUAUUCAGAUCAUUCGAAGCCAAUGACGUCCGAGAAAAGCAUAUCUGGAAGUAUGAGUCCAGUAGAUCAUUGCACGAGCAUUCAAAAGCGGCGACAUGCUAUAAAUAUAACAUCAAAUCCUGGUUACCAGGUUUUACACAGCUCCCACUCUACCCUGGAUCGUACUUGUUCUGACAGUGUUGUUUCAUUACGAUAUCGCAAGUCAACUAGUGACUUAACAAAAGACACCGACAAUGAAUCUGGUAAACACAAACUUGCUAACGAUAACAAUGUCAGCAGUAAUAACAUGAACUACAAGCCACGACGACGUGGAAGUUCUAAAGGUGGUUUAGCUUAUUUGGCAAGCCGCCGUAGUUCACGAGAAUCAAUGAAAAGUGCUUGUUCCAAUACAUCAAUAUUCUCGAAUGACGAUAUUGGACCCUUAGCUUUUCAAGCAUCAAAUCGUGGACGACAGAGGCGUACUUCAAACUUUUUAGAGUUACCUGUUCCAGACCAUGUGCGGCCACGUGUCUGCUCAUUACCAGAUCGCCCAUACAACCCACGUGUGAGUGAUGAUCUUUACAGAUUGCGGCAUUUCUCCAUAAGCAAAGGAAAUGUUGUCAAUUGUGGUGAUUCUAUAAUAUCACGUCGUUCACGAAGUAAUACAAGUGUGAAUUCCACAAACAGUAGAGCGAGUGAGCGGUCACCGUUUGAAGGUUCAUGUUGUGGUGGGGGGUAUGCAAAUGUUGAUUCAUUACCAGCCUCACCUGAUGAUUCGGACAAUCUUGAUCCGCCACCUCCGCCAAGGUAUCGUGUAGUAAUGUUGGGUGACGCUGGCGUAGGUAAAACCGCACUAGUCAAUCAAUUCAUGACAUCCGAAUACAUGCACACAUACGAUGCCAGCUUAGAUGACGAAUUUGGUGAAAAGACGGUAAGCGUGUUACUGGAUGACGAGGAAUCCGAAUUGGUAUUCAUUGAUCAUCCCAGCGUUGAAAUGAGCGUGGAAAAUUCUCUGUCAACAUAUGAGCCGCAUGGCUGUGUUGUUGUCUUCUCGGUGGUGGACAAGUCUUCGUUUCGUGUUGCUGAGGAAAUAAUCAAUUAUUUGUGGCAAGAGAACUACAUUAAAGAUAAAGCGGUCAUUUUAGUGGGCAAUAAAGCCGAUUUGGCGCGCGCAAGGGUUAUCACGUCACAAGAUGGCAAAUCAUUGGCGGCCUCACGCGAUGCGAAGUUUAUUGAAACCUCUAGCGGCAUACAGCAUAAUGUGGACGAACUACUCGUUGGUAUAUUGAAGCAGAUGCGCUUGAAAGAGUCUCGUGAGAAGAAAGCUAUCUCGUCCAAAAUGAGAACUUCUCGUACGCAUAUAUCCCUACAUCUGGCUAAAGAAAUUCUGCAAAAAAUAUGUCUAAGUGAUAUUUCUAAAUCGAAAAGCUGUGAAAAUUUGCACGUUUUGUAAAUUUAGUAUACAAGGAGGCAACCGCAUGAAAACAAUCAUAAAAAAGAAAAAAGUCAAGCAAGUAUAAAAUUUUCCAAAUCUUGGCUAAUGCACAUUUUUCAUAAAUAACUACAGAAAAUGAAAAGGUUUUAUAUCGACUAUCAUA
Teleopsis dalmanni is the source of this 2565-nucleotide messenger RNA. RefSeq lists its product as uncharacterized. Gene Ontology annotation, cellular component: plasma membrane. Bases 54 to 2420 code for a protein of 788 amino acids. The transcript has 10 exons. Lineage: Eukaryota; Metazoa; Arthropoda; Insecta; Diptera; Diopsidae. The record is from RefSeq and is a predicted model, not a curated record. Gene Ontology annotation, molecular function: GTP binding; calcium channel regulator activity; GTPase activity.